GUCCCGCGGCGCCGGGGCUCGGACGAGCUGCCGCCGCCUCCCGCGCCCCUGCCGCCCGCCGGCCAGGAGGUGUCGGCGGCUGGCGACUCCGGGGAAGGUCCGAGGCGCCUUCCCGAGGCGGCGGUCCCCGAGGCGGCGGCGGGGAAGGGCGUCCCCGGGGAGGCUGAGGCCGGCGCGGGUGGGGAGGGCGAGCGGCGGGGCGCCAGCGACCAGCCCGAGACGCGCUCGGUGUGUAGCAGCCGCAGCAGCAGCAGCGGCGGUGGCGACCAGCGCGCCGGGCACCAGCACCAGCACCACCAGCCCAUCUGCAAGAUCUGCUUCCAGGGCGCCGAGCAGGGGGAGUUGUUAAAUCCCUGCCGAUGUGACGGAUCUGUUCGGUACACACAUCAGCUGUGCCUGCUGAAAUGGAUCAGUGAGAGGGGUUCCUGGACCUGUGAGCUCUGCUGUUACAGAUACCAUGUCAUAGCCAUUAAAAUGAAACAGCCUUGCCAGUGGCAAAGCAUUUCUAUAACACUGGUUGAGAAAGUUCAGAUGAUUGCUGUAAUCCUAGGAUCCCUGUUCUUAAUAGCAAGUAUGACCUGGCUCCUCUGGUCUGCCUUCAGCCCCUAUGCAGUGUGGCAGAGGAAGGACAUCCUUUUUCAAAUCUGCUAUGGAAUGUAUGGUUUUAUGGAUCUAGUGUGCAUAGGUCUCAUUGUCCACGAAGGAGCUGCAGUUUACAGAGUGUUUAAGCGCUGGCGGGCUGUUAACUUACACUGGGAUGUAUUGAAUUAUGAUAAAGCCACAGACAUCGAAGAAAGUAGCCGGGGAGAGUCUUCCACAAGCAGGACUUUAUGGUUGCCACUGACGGCCCUGCGGAACAGGAACUUGGUCCACCCGACGCAGUUAACUUCCCCCAGGUUUCAGUGUGGCUAUGUGUUACUGCACCUGUUCAACCGGAUGAGGCCCCAUGAAGAUCUGUCCGAAGAUAACAGCUCAGGGGAGGUUGUGAUGAGAGUGACUUCUGUGUGACAAAAGCGUAAGGCGGCGUGGUGUAGACCACCCUGCACAUCUUGGAAUGUAAUUGCAAUGAAUGGCGAAACCACAGCACUUCUAAAAACACACAUCUAUGAACUUUUUAAAAUUUAUGCUUUUUAUAUGAACAUUUGAAUUGCAAAUACAUUUUUCUGAAAAAAAAAUAGCUCUCUGGUUCUUUGCUUUCUGAUUUCCCACAUCUUUUAUAAGUUGGUACUUGAAAUCAUUAUACAUAUAAUUUAACCCUACUUGGUUCAAAGAAUGACGGAAGCUGUCCUGAAGGCCGAGACUAUUUUUUCUUGCUUGUUUUAAAUAUAUUUUUUAUCAAA
This is a messenger RNA of Herpailurus yagouaroundi (jaguarundi), 1340 nucleotides long. RefSeq names its product membrane associated ring-CH-type finger 11 (gene MARCHF11). Gene Ontology annotation, biological process: protein ubiquitination. The transcript is spliced from 4 exons. The annotation marks the transcript as partial. Gene Ontology annotation, molecular function: ubiquitin-protein transferase activity; zinc ion binding. The record is from RefSeq and is a predicted model, not a curated record. Lineage: Eukaryota; Metazoa; Chordata; Mammalia; Carnivora; Felidae.